Molecule: messenger RNA, 3228 nt
Organism: Peniophora sp. CBMAI 1063
Lineage: Eukaryota; Fungi; Basidiomycota; Agaricomycetes; Russulales; Peniophoraceae
Source: the annotation of a GenBank genome assembly
AUGAACCAGCACGAGAUCAACGAGCUGUGGGAGCUCAUACGAGACUCCGAGUAUGAGGCUGAUUUUUUCACGUCUGCUGUUCACGCGGGGAUCGAAGGCCGCGGCGAAGGGCCGCUCGCCGUUGUCAGUGUGGAUGCAAGGAGAAAUGGCGAGCAAGCUUUCUUGCGUACAUGCCGCAAGGUGUCUGGUAUGGACUUGAGGAGGUUCGCGGAUGAGUGGAUCUACGGCAGUGGAUUCCCGACCUUCACCGCGUCGUUCAACCGGAAGAAGAUGGCGAUGGAGAUCCAUAUGCGGCAAGACUUCCCUGCGUACGAGGCUAGAGAUGAUGUGCACCGCGCGUUAUCAAAACCCGUCGAGCUGUUCGAGGGACAGACGAUCCGGAUUCACGAGGCAGAUGGGACGCCGUACGAGCAUGUGCUGGAUAUCAGAGCGCACGAGAAGCGGCUUGACCAAUACCAAGCGGCACAAGCGGCAGCUGAGGGCGACGUAGAAGCUGCGGAGGCUAUGCGCAUGGUCGACAUCUCCUUCGGCCUGGACAACUGGAAGAAAGAGCGCGAGCGCCACCCGUGCAAGAUACAUAACUGGACAGAGGACGACGAGAACGUGAUGAACGGCGCGACGUAUGAGUGGAUCCGGAAGGACGCCGACUUCGAGUGGAUAUUGAGCAUCACUUUCAGCCAACCGGAUCUCAUGUGGGUGAGCCAGUUGCAGGGGAACCGCGAUGUGGUGGUCCAGCUUAAGGCGGUUAAUGCGCUUGCGAAGAUGCCGGCGAAUCCGAUCAUCAGUUCGACGUUGACGAAGACGGUGCUGGUCACGAAUUAUCUCUUUAGGAUCAGGUGUGAGGCGCGGCGGCUUUGCUCACGGUGUUGCGCUAUCCGGAAACACGAGUUCCUCGGCCUCUUCCACCUCUUCGGGCGCUUCCUCCGCUCCUGCUACAAUCCCGAAGCACCGGACCAGGACCUCUUCGUUCAUUCCUACGUGCCACGUCCAAACGACUUCUCCGACAUCGCCGAGUACCUCAUGCGUCGGGCACUCACCCGCACCAUUGCACAAGUCCGCUCUGAGGACGGCAAUACGCCCGCCUUCGUGCGCAAGUCCCUCGUCGACUUGCUCAAUCUCGUGGGCGCAUCUUUGUGUGUGAACGCACCAGAGAAGGGAGAGUUGGCGGGAGAUGUCGCGCAGGCGUCUAUGGAACCUGUAGACGCGAGGUUGUUGAAGGAGGCCAUAGCCGAGGUCGACCGCUACAGGAACAUGGACCGCUUGAUCUCUUCACCUCACAACUCUAUCACCGUCGCAGCCCUUGCGUUCAGGCUUGUGCUCAGCACGUCCAAGAUCGUGCGAUAUGUCUUGGCCGUUAUAGCGCACGACUCGAGCCGGGUCGUGAGGAGACGGGUCGCGCGGAACGCAGGGCGCAGUCUGGCGUUGUUCGUGGCCGUGGGGGAAUCGAGGGGAGGAGGAUCCAAGGGCGACGAGAGCAGACCGACAUUAAUUGAGGACGGCACUGGAGAGUGCGCGGAUGAGAAGAGGAAGAAGGGCGAGGUUGAUGCGCUCAUCAAGGCGUUGCGCAAGGACAAGGAUAUCGGCAAGGGCGAAGCUCUACGCGAGAUCUUCUACCGCUCGACCCGAACGCCGACGCUGAGAUGCGCUGGAGCGUGCUCAAGCUCGCGGACGUGCUCAUCAAAGGAAGCGAAGAGGCCCCGCCCAAACUUAGCUUUCAUAUCCCGCCGCCGACACCCGUUAUCGUCCCCGCAGCCGUCUUCAGCCAUUCCGACGGUCAAGGUCCCCGUGAAGAAGGCGGGUACGCCGGUGCCCCCCAGCAUCAAGCUCAAACUGCCAACGCUGCCGCAAACGCUCGUUGACCCGGUGUCCGCUAGUCCAUCGGUGUUGGCCAGUGCGCCUGUGGUAAGCUUGUUGGCGCCGAGAGUGCAGCUCAGCAAGUCACGGCCGGCGUCGUGUACGGCGUCUCCGGCGCCUACUCCGGCGCCUGUGCUGAAGAAGCCUACGGCGCUUCCGCCACCUUCGCCCGCCCCCGCGCCCGUGGUCUUGCUUUCCAAAUCUCGUCCACCGAAGUCUGGUCCGAAAGCGCAGAAUGGUGGGAUGGGCAUCGCCGAUCUCAAGACAACGCGCUCAGUCCCACGGAAACUCACACAACAUAAGGCCACCACUCUCUUCCGCCAGCUCGUCGACCCCGUGCGCGACCAAGCGCCUGGCUACUUCGAUAUCAUCAAGCAGUCCAUGGACCUUUCCAACAUGCGCGCCAAGCUCGAAGCCGGCCUCUAUCCCGACCGAUUUGCAUUCGAGGCCCACUUCAGUCUCAUGAUCCGCAACGCGAAGACGUACAAUGUGCAUGCGACGUUCGUAGCGAAAGAGACGAGCAAUUUGGAGAGCUAUCUUGAGACGCAGUGGUGUCGGAUAAGCAAGAUGACUGAGAAGGCUCAGCCGGCUGUUCAGGCUAGGGCGCAGAGGGAGAGGGCGAUGCCGCCGCCACCUGUUCCUAUGCCUAUCAAGACGCCGGAGGAAGUCGUCAAACCACCUUUAACGAUCGGAGGUGUGGGCACGCCUAUCGCUGGUCCUUCGUCGCCAGCGCUUCCGGCUACACCUACACCUGCGCCCAAACCCAAACCGCGCAAACCAUCGAAACCCACACCCGCACCCCCAUUACCGGAUGAUGGGACGCCCGAUCUGUUCGAGGAGGUGCUCGCGAUCGAGAAGGAGCGUGGUGCGCCCAUAGCGUCGAGCUCGAGCUCGUCGUUGGCUCCGCCGGGCAAGAUGGAGAAAGAUACGACGGAUGAUGAUGAGCCGAGUAAGAAGCGGGGUCAGAGCAGGAACUCGUCUGUGCGCGGGACAUCCUCAAUCAAGCUCAAGACGCAGGCGCAGGAGGCGCCGGCCGAGCGCAAGCUGAGUUGCCCCGAGAAGAGGAGCCUGCAGGCGCUCAUGAACACGAUCGUCAUGAAAGAUUGCGUCGUACAGGUUGUUCGCCUUCCGCGAGAGCCCGUAGACCCGAUAAUGCUCGGUAUCCCGACCUGCUUCGACGUCAUCCCGCGCAAAGGCGCUCGCGACCUCCGCACGAUCCGCACCGAACUCGAACAAGAUAAACACGAGGGCGUCGCGACCGGAGAAGUUGACAUGAACCUGAUGGUCAACAACGCGAUCCAUUUCAACAACGCGGACUCGGAGGUCGGCAUUCUGGCUAUGCAGCUAAAGACCGCGGCAACGAUCUGCUUGUGA